GAGUGGAGCUCUGGAUGGCCCACUCCAGCUCCUGAUUCAUCACUGUUCAAUCUGGCCGAGGAACACACUUUUAAAGACCCUGGGAAGAUACCCGGGGAACCUGAGGUGGUGAUUCACCAAAUUAGAAUGACUCUAACCAGCUGCAACGUGCAAUCAUUGGAGACGGUACGUGCUGACCUGCUCAGAGGCGCAAAGGAAAAGAAUCUUGUCGUGAAAGGACCAGUUCGGAUGCCUACCAAGACUCUGAGAAUCACUACAAGAAAAACUCUUCGUGGUGAAGGUUCUAAGACUUGGGAUUGUUUUCAGGUGAGGAGCUGCAGGCGACUCAUUGAUUUGUACAGUCCUUCUGAGAUUGUUCCGCAGAUUACUUCCAUCGGUCUCGAGCCAGGAGUCGAGGUUGAAGUCACCAGUGCUGACGCUUAAAUCAGCUUUUUGAAUGAACUGAUUAUGGGUAGUUACAAAAAAAAAGAAAGAAAGAAAAAGAAAAAUCAGAGGGAUAGUGCAGUGACUCAUCAUGAGACCACCAUGGCAAAGGCACAGGUGUUGAAGCCAUACAGACCACUGUUCAAGUCUGAAACUCUGCCACCUAUUAGGAUACUUUGAGAAAGGCAUUCGGCUUUCCUGAGCCACACAACUGUGGCUGCAGCUUUAAAUUAGAAUUAAUAAAGUUGAGGGGCUCCUGGUUGGCUCAGUCGGUUAAGCGUCUGACCCUUGGUUUCAGCUCGGGUCAUGAUCUCACGGUUCGUGGGUUUGAGCCCCGUGUCGGGCUCUGCGCUGGCUUCCUUGGGAUUCUCCCUCUAAAAAAAAUAAUAAAGCUGGGAUAAAAAGAUAAUUUAAGUAAGUGAAAUACUAGACCUUAUGGAGUAGAUAUUCACUUGCUGGUUCUCCUUGCCAUCAUCACAGGUAAGAAAUAAGUUUAUUUCCUGAGCAUUAAUUUAUUCCCCAGGUAUUUUGAGUGCUCACUAUGUAUGUUGGAAAUUAGAUAUGAUUUAACAUCAGCUGAGGAUGUCAGUGAAGACAAAAUGAAAUCACUUUAAUGCAUAUGAAGGGACUAUGUUGCCCUUAAAUAAAAUGUUUCAGCUUAUAACUGACCAAUUAGAUUUCAGCUGCACACAAAUUGCUUUUGUUUGUUUUUAGACUUGUAUACUACAUCAUUCAUAUUCUCACCCAGUCUUUCUUGUGAUUAACAACGUAUUUGCAAGAUGGCCACACAGGAAAGUAAAGCUGGAAUCCAGCUCAUAAACAGUGGACUCCUUGAGUGCAACUGUCUCAUAGUUAACUGUGCCUUUCACUGCCUAGGGAUAGCAUAUAGACUUUGAGUUUUAUUCUGGAGGAAAUGGAAGGCUUCUGAAAACUUUGAUCAGAGGAGUAUCAUGAACUGACUAUAUUUGAAGCGACUUAUUCUGCCUUAUGUGGAGGACAGAUGGUUAAGGGGGCAAAGGUGAAAGCAGGGAGGUCUUUGGAUGGUCUCUGUGAUAAUAAAAGGGUGACAUUACAGUGAUUUGGUCUUAAACGGCUGUGGUGGGAGAUGGUGAGAAAUGAUUGGAUUCUGGAUCCGAUUUGAAGCUGGCAUGACAGAAUUUGCUGGUGGGUUGUAGUGUGGUAUGAGAAAAGGAGAAGAAUCAAGCCCUAAUCCAAGGGUUUGGGGACUGAGCCAUGAGAAAAAUGAUGUCAGCACUUAUUGAGAUGAAGAAAACCAGGAGCAGGGGAAAUCUUUUGAGGGGAAAGAUCAGGGAUACAAUUUUAUGUGACUUAAAUUUGAGACUUCUGUUAAAUACCCAAGAUUUGAAUCUAGAUUUCAGGACAAACUUUGAAGGAGGAGACAGGAAUUUGACUAUCGUUGGUGCCUAGAUGGGGUUCAGUGUCAAAUGACUGGGAGAGAUCACCGGAGAGUGGACGUAGAGAGAAAAGGAGACGAGGUCUCAAGUGUGAGCCCUCAAACGCUGCAACGUUUAGCGGUCAAGAAGACAAGAAGGAAUCAGCAAAGGAGGACCGAAGGAGACCGAGAAGAAGGAGGUGAACUCGACGAGAGACUGGCGUCUCAGAGACAAGAAAGAGAAAAAAUUAAGAGGUUUCGAGGAGAGGAAGAGGGAGUGGUUCGCUGUGUCAAACGUUGCCAAGUAAGCCCAAUAAGAGAGGGACUGAGGACUGAUCAUUAGAUUUGGCAACGUCUUAUUGAUAACCCUGACAAAAACUGUGAUCCUGGAAACACUGGGAAGGUGACCACUGAUUGGAUGGCGUUCAAAAGAAAAGAGGAGGAGAGAUAGAGUGAGAACAGACAUCUCUUACAAGAGUUUUGUUUUAAAGGGGAAGAAAGUAAUGGGGAAGGGGGUAACGACUUGAAAUGUAGGGUGUGAGCGAGCACGCACUUAUGGCCCAGGCACUGCUGAGUCAGACAGGAUGCUGGCUAUAGGUCUGGAGCAGGGUCUUGGAGGGCCCCGCUGAUCAGACUUUAAGCCUUUGGUUGCUGGAUUAUGGAAUGCCCAUGAGGUCCCGGGGGAGGGGUUGGGUUGAAAGAAAAUGGGAGAGGAGAGACUUGGGAAGCUCAGGGCAGUGGUUGCAUCCUGACGGGCCUAGAAGUGUCUCAGGACUUUAUCAACCAACAUGGUGGUACCAGUGUGUUUUAGUUGAACAUCAGCCUGGAUCCAUAAAGAGGUGUCUUUCUUUAUUAUCUUCAUUUAAAACAAUUUUUUUAAUGUUUAUUUAUUUUUGAGAGACAGAGACAGAAUGCGAGUGGGCUAGGGACAGAGGGCGAGGGAGACACAGAAUCCGAAGCAGGCUCCAGCUGUCAGCAAAGAGCCCGACGUGCGGCUCGAACUCACGAGCUGUGAGAUCAGGACCCGAGCCGAGGUUGGACGCUCAACUGACUGAGCCACCCAGGUGCCCCGUCUUCAUUUUUUAAAGAAGAGGAUAUUGCAGAAUAUUUUCAUGAUGUGAAAUGACCAGAAGAGCAGGGAGAUUUGAAAAAUUGAUGAUGUAGGAGAAUGCAGGGAGAAUUAUAGGAAUUCUUGAGCUGGGUGAAGGGGGAUGGGGUAAGCACAUAAAUAAAAUGGGUUGGUUUGAUGAAAACACAAUGUUUUUUUGUUCCUUGUAGCAGGAGGGAACACAGACAUGGGUGAGCUGCUGAGACGUUGUAGAGGGCAUGUGAAAUUUCUUUUCUGGUUGCUUCUAUUUUUUCUUUGAAAGAGAGGAAAUUUAUUAACACCACAAUUUUUCUAUUAUAUUUAAAAAUUUUUUACGUAUUUCUUUCUUUCUUUAUUUUGAGAGAGAUAGAGACAGCAUGAGUGGGGGAGGUGCAGAGACAGAGAGAGAGAGAGAGAGAGAGAGAGAGAGAGAGAAUCCCAAGCAGGCUCCAUCCCUGCCAGCAUAGAACCUGAGGCCAGGCUCGAACCCUCUAAACUGUGAGAUCUUGACCUCAGCCGAAGCCAAGAGCCGCAUGCUCAACCGACUGAGCCACCCAGGUGCCCCAACACCGCACAUUUUUAUCUUCCUCAAGGUCACCAUGCAUCCACGUUUUAUCUGAGAUUUAUGUAGAAUUCUGGGGAAAUGCUGGUCACUAGAACUACUUUUGCUUCCGAAUCCGCGUCUCCUGCCGGGAGACACCCAGCUGUGGAAUUUCGGUCCCACCUCAUUCCAUGAGUGAUGAUCAGAGCCCGGUUUCCUUUAGAGACGGUUUAUAGAGCAUGGUGACCCCUGGCCCUCUCAUGCCCUGCUUUGCUAUGGAGUAGCCCAGAAAGGAAACAUUUCUUGUCUGGCACAGUGAUGUAGCCGGGGUCCCUAAGAGAACACGAUGCAGAGUAGGUGUUCAAUAAA
Molecule: messenger RNA, 3813 nt
Organism: Neofelis nebulosa (Clouded leopard)
Lineage: Eukaryota; Metazoa; Chordata; Mammalia; Carnivora; Felidae
Product: small ribosomal subunit protein uS10-like
Exons: 1
Biological process (GO): translation
Cellular component (GO): cytosolic small ribosomal subunit; ribosome
Molecular function (GO): structural constituent of ribosome; RNA binding
Source: RefSeq, a predicted model, not a curated record